Molecule: messenger RNA, 1362 nt
Organism: Malurus melanocephalus (red-backed fairy wren)
Lineage: Eukaryota; Metazoa; Chordata; Aves; Passeriformes; Maluridae
Gene: VDAC1
Product: voltage dependent anion channel 1
Exons: 9
Coding region: 78-929 (283 amino acids)
Biological process (GO): monoatomic anion transmembrane transport
Cellular component (GO): mitochondrial outer membrane
Molecular function (GO): voltage-gated monoatomic anion channel activity
Source: RefSeq, a predicted model, not a curated record
GGAUGGGUGACCACAGCUGAUGCCAUUCCCAGGAGAGACCAGCACAAGAGUAUGGGAGAGCCAGGAUUUUCCAGAAAAUGGCUGUUCCACCUGCUUAUGCUGACCUAGGCAAAUCUGCCAGAGAUAUAUUCACCAAGGGAUAUGGUUUUGGGUUAAUAAAGCUAGAUUUGAAAACAAGAUCUGAAAAUGGACUGGAAUUUACAAGCUCAGGUUCAGCAAACUCAGAAACAAGCAAAGUUAGUGGUAGUUUGGAAACAAAAUACAAAUGGGUGGAAUAUGGAUUGAUGUUCACUGAAAAGUGGAACACUGACAACACACUAGGCACCGAGAUUACUCUUGAAGAUCAGCUUGCACGGGGCCUGAAGCUGACCUUUGACUCCACCUUCUCUCCUAACACUGGGAAAAAGAGCGCUAAAAUUAAGUCGGGGUACAAAAGGGAACACAUCAACAUCGGCUGCGACAUGGAUUUUGAUAUUGCGGGUCCUUCAAUACGUGGAGCCCUUGUGCUUGGCUACGAGGGGUGGCUGGCAGGCUACCAAAUGACUUUUGAGACAGCGAAGUCUAGAGUAACCCAGAGCAACUUUGCUGUUGGCUAUAAGACUGAUGAAUUCCAGCUUCAUACUAAUGUGAAUGAUGGAACGGAAUUUGGCGGCUCCAUUUACCAGAAGGUGAAUGAUAAACUGGAAACUGCCGUGAAUCUUGCUUGGACAGCUGGAAAUAGCAACACUCGCUUUGGAAUAGCAGCCAAGUAYCAGAUUGACCCAGAUGCCUCUUUUUCUGCUAAAGUGAACAACUCCAGUCUGAUUGGGUUAGGAUACACUCAGACUUUAAAGCCAGGUAUCAAACUGACAUUGUCAGCUUUGUUGGAUGGCAAGAAUGUCAAUGCAGGUGGUCACAAACUUGGUCUAGGACUGGAAUUUGAAGCAUAAGGAGUGAUUUCACCAAUUGCUAAUCUGAAAAUACAGCAUAGCUACCUUCAGAAAAUAGUGUACCUUUCAAUGUUUUGUCUGGGGUGCAAGUAUUGCUACGUAUCAGUCCUGCUAGUCCUGGUUAAAGACAGCUAAGCUUUAAAAAUGAUGUUGUUAAAGAAGUGGAGACAAAAUMAUUAAAAAAAAAGAAAUCCUGGCUUUUUUUCUUUAUGUAAUUGUUCAUCACAUCUGUCAACUGCCACGUGACAAGAAGAAGGAAGGUGUUGAUUACCUCUACUAACAUAUUGGUGGCACAAGGAAUGUGUAAAUGUGAUAUAAAAACCUGGGAAUUGCAGACCACUAUAUUGUACUGUUAAUUCUGUAAGCAAAAUGUUCUGACAUUUGAGGCUUCAGUCAAUAAGGGAAUGUGCAAACUUGUMUGRAAAAGGGAUUU